Messenger RNA from Tilletiopsis washingtonensis, 2648 nucleotides. RefSeq lists its product as hypothetical. NCBI's taxonomy places the organism in Eukaryota, Fungi, Basidiomycota, Exobasidiomycetes, Entylomatales. The transcript has 4 exons. The record is from RefSeq and is a predicted model, not a curated record. Bases 352 to 2508 code for a protein of 718 amino acids.
GGAGGAGAGCACAAGUGCUCGCUCGACGCCGUUCAGCACACCGACAUCGCCGCCGCGCUUGGCAUCGACGAGUGCGUCGCCGGUCACGCCCACAGCGGCGCGUCGCACUUCAACGCAAACGACGCCAACAUCCAAGGCCUCUCCCUCUGCCCUUGCUCUUUCGCCCAGCGCCUCGGACGCCGCGACUCUGGCGCUCGCCUCGCAGCGCGAGCUGGCGCGCGAGGCCAAGCUGCGUGCCGCAGCCGAGGCUCAGGCGGCGGCUGAGGAGCAACGGCUUGCGAAAGAGCAGCGGGCGCGGGAACGAGCGCAGCGCGAGGCGGAUGAGCGCGGAGAUUACAGCAGGCUGAGUCGAUGCGCGCUGCUGAGCAGGCCAAGAUGCGCGAGGCCGAGGAGCUGGCGCUCAAGAGACAGAGGAUGUGGGCUGCGCAGCGAGAGGAAGAAGCUCGUCUGCGGGACCAGCAGGCUAUUGCAGCCGAGCGCGCGGCCGCACAGCAGGGUCCUCGUCCGCAGGCUCAUCCGCCGCGCUCGUACUCCGCAUUCACGACGCACGACACCAGUGCCAGACUCGUCGUGCCGCGUCGCAAGGCGUCGGAGACCAACACAACUGCUCGCGGUGCGGCUGGCGUAGUGUCACCGCCAGUCUCGCCGCCUCGCGCUGCAGCCAUGGCCUCGCCCACGCGCGCUGCUCAGGUCGCCUCGCCGCUCACGGCCUCGCCGACGCAAGACGCUGCGCAGGUGCCGCGCUUGGAGAUCGACAUCGCGCCUGCUCAGCGCGCCAUGGAGCGCUUCAGCGUCGCGCUCACCGAAGGAGCGCGCUCGAAGCCUCUCGGCAUGUCUACUUCCUCGUCACGCCAGUCGCUGCCCGUCGAGGCGCGCCCUGUGGAUCCUUCCGAAGUCGUCCACGGCAAUGGCUGGAAGUGUCAUGGCGUGGUCGACCCGCGCCUCAUCAAGACGCACCGCCGCUUCGAGAAGGUCGUCGUGCUGCGUCCUCGCAGCCAGCUUGAGGCCGACGCCUCGAGCAGAGCCAAGCGCAAGCAGGCGCGCCAAGCAGCGGGCGCCACACCGCCGCUCAGUGCCGCUGGCUCUGACAUUGCGGCGUCCGAGACGUCGCCUGAGUUGAGCGCACCCGACGAGGAGGAGCUGGUGGAGUGCGUCGAGCAGCGCAUGUACAGCGACUUGGGCGAGCUCAUCUGGACGCGCACGACGCCCGAUGUCAUUGCCCGGCUCGUGAGCCACCUCGACUGCGCCGACGUCAAGGCGCUUCGACAGACCAGCUCUGCGAUCCGUCUGGCACUCGGCCAACUCGCAGGGCGCGAAGUGACGCUGCGCCGCUUCCUUGCGCCCUUUGGCUACCGCACGUGGGACCCUCGGCCCUCUAUGCCGCGCGAAGACCCGAUGCCGAUCAGUCUGGCCGAGUGCGAGGCCUUCCUCAUCUCGUACGACUUGGUACCCGAGUACGCCUCCGUCGGUCGACAGUACGCCGCAAAUCCUCGCAGCAUGGACCCGCAGAUCCCUCGCCUGGCCCGCGCCACGACGCGCGCAUACAACCGAGUGCUGGCUCGUCUGCGCAUGCAGCCGUACUUCAAGGUGCCCGAGCCUCGUCCAGCGACCGUUGCCUUUGCUUCUCCGCAGCACGCCUCAAGCGCCUCAAUGUCCAACUCGCCUCCACAACAGCAGCUCGCGACGCGCAUCUCGCCCGGCGAGGCUGGUGCUCCGGUGCUGCCUUCACCUUGGAAGCCCGGCCGCGCCGCGCUCUUCAGGGUCUGGGUGCCCGCAGCCGACCCGAGCGGCUGGAUGAGCGACGAGGAGCUGGCGCGCUGCGAGCGCCAGAUGUACGAGUGUGGCGUGUGGACCACUGCGCUGCGCCGCGGUGAUGUCGUGUGGAACACGGCCAUCGGCGACCAGGCCAACAUGGGCAAGCAGAUCUUCGACGGUCAAUACCUGCGCGACCUGUCCUUCCUGCACGACCCGGCCGGCCACCUGCCCUCGCACGUCAACUCCCUCACCUACCCGCCUUCGUACUUCCACAACAUCGUCCACUCUUCAACGCCGCACCCCGUCAUCUACAUCGACAUUCUGCCGUGGCGCAACGAGCUGCUGGCGUCGCUGCGGCUCGUGCAGGAUCACAUCGAGAGUGUCUCGCCUCAAGGACGCUACCGCGUUGCGAAGUGGCUCUAUCGCGCAGUGGUCAACGUGACGGGCGGACAGAUCAUCUCGAAUGAAGGCCUGCAGGUCGUCGACGAGGGAUGGCACGGCAAGCUCGUCAUCGAAACGGAAGGCACGUCCGAACACGCCAAGGCGCUCAUCGCUCGCUGUGCGGGUCCCACUGCCUCGCCGGGCGCAAGAGCGGCGCUUCUAGCGAGCGUGAUGGGCGAAGCAGGCCGUCAGAGCACGUUUGCGCCACCCUCGACGCGCGAUGCAAAGGGCGCCACUGUCGAGUCCACCACGCCAUGGGCGAUCAUUCGCGAGCGCUCGCGCCCCGGCCAGAUCUGGAUGCGUCCAGUCUGAGCCCAGCUCCUUCUUCUUCGCCGGACGGCAUGCUCGCCGCCGAGUCUGCAAGAUUUUAUACCCCUCCGCUCUCCGUUACGUCCCCUUUCUCGCGCCAGCCAGUCAUGACCUCCCCUUCCUUGCGAUGCUCCGCUUUUUCC